Bombina bombina (fire-bellied toad) is the source of this 1200-nucleotide messenger RNA. It is a transcript of the gene ADCYAP1, whose product is annotated as adenylate cyclase activating polypeptide 1. Bases 530 to 1051 code for a protein of 173 amino acids. Lineage: Eukaryota; Metazoa; Chordata; Amphibia; Anura; Bombinatoridae. The transcript is spliced from 5 exons. The record is from RefSeq and is a predicted model, not a curated record. Gene Ontology annotation, biological process: regulation of protein localization; positive regulation of transcription by RNA polymerase II; positive regulation of ERK1 and ERK2 cascade. Gene Ontology annotation, molecular function: peptide hormone receptor binding; pituitary adenylate cyclase activating polypeptide activity; neuropeptide hormone activity. Gene Ontology annotation, cellular component: perikaryon; extracellular region; neuron projection.
UGCAUGUAUAUAGAGAUAUUUAUAUACAUACAUAGAGAACAGAGGGCUGGUCAUCCUGAAUAACAACACAACAAGAAGAAAGCCAGAGAGAAACGCCUCAGGAGAAGUAUCUUAGAGAAGAUCUAAUCUCUGUGUCAGUAUCUCAGCCCAAGACUCAACACAAGCUGCAUCAAGGCUCUCUCUGCCUCCCUGGCUCCCAGCUUUUUUUUUUUUCUUUUAGCACAGCAAUCUUUUCAUUUCUCAUUCUAUUCUUCCAUCCUGCUUUUUUAAUUGCUUGGGAGGCUAGAUUCUAUUCCAUCAUUUUAUUAUAUCCUCUUCCACUUCAGCCGGAAUCCUCUUUAAUUUUAUAUGGAUUUGUGGCUUUGAUCAAACUUUUAAAUCGAAAAUCUUGCGUCUGAACGGAGCAUCCUGUGCACCAAACCCAAAUGAACAAGGCAAUGCUGAACACAUUUUAAAAAAGAUACCCAAAAACCUUGCAAGACGCUUGGCUGCAGCUUCCUUAUAAAGCCGACUAAGGAGUUUUAUAUGAAUGACAAUGUACAGGAAAGCACUGCUCGCCUGGUUGCUGGUCUAUGGAAUUAUGCACUGCAGUGUCCACUCCUCACCUGCUGCGCUCAAGUAUCCUUCACUUAGGCUUGAAGAUGAAGUUUAUGAUGAAGAUGGCAAUACCCAACAAGAUUUUGCUUUCGACAACGACCCCAUAACUAUAGGGAAUCCUGCUUCGGUUUUAGAUGAUAUGUACUCCUUUUAUUAUCCAUCGGAAAAGAGACAUGCUGAUGAUCUUAUAAGCAAAGCCUAUAGGAAUGUGCUGGGGCAAUUGUCCGCAAGAAAAUACCUGCAUACUCUGAUGGCCAAACGUUUAGGUGGAUUGAGUAACAGCCUGGAAGAUGACUCGGAACCACUAUCCAAACGACACUCAGAUGGCAUCUUCACUGACAGCUACAGUCGCUACAGAAAACAAAUGGCUGUCAAGAAAUACUUGGCAGCAGUUCUGGGGAAAAGGUAUAAACAAAGAAUUAAAAAUAAAGGACGACGAGUAGCUUACUUGUAGCGAUGAGAAAGCAGCCACUCUGUGUGUACAGCCCCAACAAAACAACAAAAGUCAUUUCCAAACUGACUGAACAACCAUCGCUCCUGUGUUAUCUACAAACAUGUAUUUAUGUAUGAAGUAAAGCCAUUAAAUGAAUAUUUUGAUAAUAA